Messenger RNA from Labrus mixtus (cuckoo wrasse), 1615 nucleotides. RefSeq lists its product as uncharacterized. Bases 153 to 1478 code for a protein of 441 amino acids. NCBI's taxonomy places the organism in Eukaryota, Metazoa, Chordata, Actinopteri, Labriformes, Labridae. The transcript has 11 exons. The record is from RefSeq and is a predicted model, not a curated record.
GUUCUGACGUCACUCUGAAGUUAUGAGGAUGUGACGGCGUCCUCAGAUCAAACACACACACACCGGGACUGAGGAGGGACGAUCGAGCAACUGCUCACAUGAAGGUGUCUGUGAGCUGACCUGAACUCACUUCAACAGGUGGGGGCUCUGCUAUGAAUCAGUCUGAGGACAGAGACGAGGGAGCCCCUCCCUCUAAAUCCACUCUGUGUGGGGAACAUGAAGACCAGACCAGACCAGAGCAGCAGAACAGACCUGGACCUGGACCUAGAUCUAGAUCGAGCUCGUCUGUAAAGAACCUAGUUUUGAAGUUUGAAUCUCAUGAUUUCAAAGAUGGACAACAGCAUGCCAAUAAAAUCCCAGAGCAGCCACUAAGACCUGGACCUGAACUUGAUCCUGAACCUGAACCUGAUCCUGAACCUGAUCCUGAUCCUGAAACUGAACCUGAUCCUGAACCUGAUCCUGAUCCUGAACCUAAACCUGAACCUGAACCUGAUCCUGGUGGAACUAUAGACUUCAAAGAUCGACAGCGCUUUUCUGAUGAGGUACGAGGGCCUAGACCUGUAUCUAGACCUAGACCUGGACCUGGACCUGCUCCCAGCUUGGGAUCCCUGAAAAGUGAAAAGUCUAUUGAACGAUUUGAUGACUUCAAAGAUGGACACGAGUUUGAAAAUCCAAAACAAGAGAAGCAGGAAAGACCUAGACUUAGACUUGUACCUAGACCUAGAUCUAGACCUGGACCUGGACCUGCUCCCAGCUUGGGGUCCCUGAAAAGUCAGAAGUCUAUUGAGCGAUUUGAUGACUUCAAAGAUGGACACGAGUUUGAAAAUCCAAAACAAGAGAAGCAGGAAAGACCUAGACCUAGACUUGUACCUAGACCUAUACCUAGACCUAGACCUGGACCUGGACCUGCUCCCAGCUUGGGGUCCCUGAAAAGUCAGAAGUCUAUUGAGCGAUUUGAUGACUUCAAAGAUGGACACGAGUUUGAAAAUCCAAAACAAGAGAAGCAGGAAAGACCUAGACCUAGACUUGUACCUAGACCUAUACCUAGACCUAGACCUGGACCUGGACCUGCUCCCAGCUUGGGGUCCCUGAAAAGUCAGAAGUCUAUUGAGCGAUUUGAUGACUUCAAAGAUGGACACGAGUUUGAAAAUCCAAAACAAGAGAAGCAGGAAAGACCUAGACCUAGACCUGUACCUAGACCUAGACCCGGACCUGGACCUGCUCCCAGCUUGGGGUCCCUGAAAAGUCAAAACUCUAUUGAGCGAUUUGAUGACUUCAAAGAUGGACACGAGUUUGAAAAUCCAAAGGUGGACCAUGGUGGAGAGCAGAGGUUAAAACCUGGUGUGAAGAAGUGUAAGUGUGGAAUCAGUUUGACUCAUGAUGACCAAACAGCUGACUGUCAGAUUGCUGUGAACUCACACCGGAUCCAAACACAGCACACAAGGAGCUCAAAUUGUCUGACAACAACAGGAAGGUGACACGUGUGACAGAGGAUCAGUCUUACCCUGAUCAUCCAGACAGAUUUGAAUAUGGGCCUCAGCUGCUGUGUAGAAAUGGUCUGACUGGUCGCUGUUACUGGGAGGUUGAGUGGAGAGGAGAUGUUGACAUAUCAGUG